CUCCACCACCCCUGAAGGCCCGCCCCUCCGCCCCGGAGACCCCUCCACCACCCCUGAAGCCCUGGCGCUCCACCCGGGCGGACGGCGACCUCCAGCCGCUGCAGCUGCGGUCCCAGAUGGCGAGGCAGGGCUCGCUGGACUCCCCGCUCAGCCCCGCCUCGCGGCCACGCAGCCCCUGGGCCCGCCUGGACCCCUACGACUCCCCAGAGCAGGACCAGGACAAGGAGUAUGUCGGCUUUGCCACGCUGCCCAGCCAGGUGAACCGCAAGACCGUGAAGAAGGGCUUCACCUUCACCCUCAUGGUCACAGGGGAAUCUGGUUUGGGUAAAUCCACCCUGAUCAACAGUCUGUUCCUCACCGAUCUCUACAAAGACCGGAAGGUUCCCAACGCUGAAGAACGGAUCCUCCAGACGGUUGGCAUCGUCAAACACACCGUGGGCAUCGAGGAGAAAGGGGUCCGACUCCGGCUGAACAUCAUCGACACGCCGGGCUUUGGAGACGCUGUCAACAACACAAAGAGCUGGAAGGAGGUGGAGGACUACGUGGACCAGCAGUUUGAGCAGUACUUCAGGGAGGAGAGCGGGCUGAACAGGAAGAACAUCCAGGACCACCGAGUGCACUGCUGCCUCUACUUCAUCUCCCCCUCCGGCCACGGUCUCCGUCCCCUGGAUGUGGAGUGCAUGAGGGCCUUGCAUCAGAAGGUCAACAUAGUUCCUGUCCUGGCCAAGGCUGACAGUCUCACCCCCGCUGAGGUCCGCACAAAGAAGCUGAAGAUCAGGCAGGAGAUUGAACAGUUUGGGAUCAACAUCUACCAGUUUCCCGAGUGUGACUCAGAUGAAGACGAUGAGUUCCAACUACAGGAUCAAAUCCUCAAGAACAGUGUCCCCUUCGCAGUCAUUGGCAGCAACCUUCAGGUUGAGAGUGAAGGCCGAAGGUUCAGAGGUCGAAUCUAUCCGUGGGGGCUUGUAGAAGUGGAGAACCCCGAGCACUCCGACUUCCUGCUGCUGAGGAACAUGCUGGUCCGGACCCACAUGCAGGACCUGAAGGACGUGACCCGGGAGAACCACUACGAGAACUACCGGGCCCAGUGCAUCCAGAGCAUGACCCGCAUGGUGGUGCAGGAGAGGAGGCGCAGUCUGUGUGACCAGAUCCAACAUGAGAACAGCGCAGACGUUCCCCUUCCUCUGGCGGUCAUCGCCAGCGAGAAGGAGAGGCUGAUCUUGGAGAAAGAUCAGGAAUUGAGGAGGAUGCAGGAGGUACUGGAGAGGAUUCAAGAGCAGAUGCUGCAAAACCACAGAGACGGCUUCUAAAUAGAAACCAAGGGAAAGACGAGGACCAGCCGAGAGCACGUUGAAGACCAGGUCGGAAACGGCUUCUUGGACAGCACCAAAUACUGGAGGAAGGUUGAAGUGGCUGUUGAAUCAUAGGCAUAGAAAAGACUGUGUGGACAGGGCCUCAAUUCUACCCUGGAAACCAAAAUUUAAGCUACUUCCAGGAGUCCUGUCCUAGUCAACAGCUCCAUUAGUCUUGUGUUGGGUUUCUAGUUAACGGCUCCACUAGUCUUGUGUUGGGUUUCUAGUUAACGGCUCAACUAGUCAUGUGUUGGGGUCCUAGUUAACGGCUCGUUGGGCGAUAUAGGACGUCCAUAGGAACAAUUUUUUCUUACUGAUUUUUGUAUUUCUUUUUCCAUUUAAUAUAAAUUUAACCUUUUUAUUUGCAAUUUGAGACCAAAUAAUAAAUUAUUUCAAACUUUA
Gadus morhua (Atlantic cod) is the source of this 1754-nucleotide messenger RNA. Its product is annotated as septin-4-like. Gene Ontology annotation, molecular function: GTP binding. Lineage: Eukaryota; Metazoa; Chordata; Actinopteri; Gadiformes; Gadidae. The record is from RefSeq and is a predicted model, not a curated record. Bases 117 to 1310 code for a protein of 397 amino acids. The transcript has 11 exons.